CCUCCCUCCUUGCUGGACGCCCGUGGGCGUUUCCGAGUUUGUUGUGUCUGGGCGCUGAACGUAGGGACACCUAGGAUGCCACGUGGAAGCCGAAUCCGCACUUCUCGUGUGACCCCUCUGGCCGGGUGAGACCCUCGGGGCUGGGGACGGAGCGCGGGCGGCCAGGGCAACGUUCCGUAGUUUGAGGGCUCCGAAGGCGACCGGCGGUGAGACUGAGCGAGCAGUCUGUCGGGAAGGGAUCCGCUUCUGAGGACUCCCCGAGAACGGGGACAUAUUCUGUGCACUCCGGGAGAGGACUCUGAAACGCGACCUUUUCCCUAGACUGGUUGGGGGAAGGGCCUUAGAGGCGUCGUCUAUGAAGAGGCGGGGAAAGAAUGAAUGAUAGGUGUCAAGCUCUUGGAGGUUUUUGUUUGUUUGUUUGAUUUUUCUUACUGUGCUUUUGAGGCUUUCAGGCUAGCCUUGAACUAGCCUGGCUAGCCUUCCUUGGUUUUCCUGACUCUGCGUCUCCAGGGUUGGGGUUACAGGGUUUAAAUGUCUUUAGAAGAAAAAGAAAGGAAAGAAAAUUACCCGUUAUUUGUGUGUGGAGGGUCGAGAAUAUAGAGUUCUCUCCUUCCACCAUUUAGGUCCAGGCUAGCUAACACUUAUAGUUUAUAACAGUUGCAAAAUUACAGUUUUGAAGUAGAAAGGAAAAUUUUGUAGUUGGUUAUUACAACAUAAGGAAGGAACUGCAUUAAAAGGAUUAUUAUACCAUCAGGAAGGUUAAGAACCACUGGCAUCCAUGGCAAUCUCUGUCUGAUAUUUCUUUUUUAAUACCAUAACAUUUUAUUUGAUACUAAUAGAGGAAUAAAAUAAAUGCUGUUUGCUCACUCUGGAGUUCUUGUUGUGUUUUUGAAAUGAAGGUAUUGAUUCUCAGGCUGGCCUUCAAAUGACUGUGUAGAAGAACAGGGAUGAACGUAGAUACACCAGAGCAUAGAUACACCAGGGCAAACGAUAAAAAGCCUGAGGCCUCAGCUAUGCAUAAAGAAAACAAGACUUGCCCAGAAGGCAGAAAUAGUCUCCCCCAGCUAGAGAACACCAGUUAGAUAUUUAAUACCAAGCGGUGAGCCCUUGAAAACAUACUUAGGCAAACCACAGACAGAUUGAGGGAGAUUAUAUUUAGGAAUGUGUAUGUAUACACAUGUAGGCACUUAAUAACAAGAGCCCAUGAAUUUGAAACCAACAAUCAAGGGGCAUAUGCGUGGGUGUUUGGAGGGACGCUAGGGAAGGGAGAGAUGUCAUAAUUCUCAUAAUCUCAAUAAACUAAUAAUAAGAAAUGAAGAAGAGGAAAUAAAUCACUGUGUAGAACUGAUGCUUCUCCCUGUCUCUGUUUCUCAGUGCUGGACUUCCAGAUGUGUGCCACCCAGCCUUGCCUGUUUGACCUCUUCAGGGAACUCCCAAGCCAUUUGUCUGGGAACUGAUGAGUUCUGUUCUUUUCCAGCCGGGCCCCUCAGAUGAGGGCUGCUCCCAGAAGAGCACCAGCAGCUCAGCCUCCAGCCACAGCUGCCGCCCCAUCUGCAGUCGGCUCACCUGCUGCUGCCCCUCGGCAGCCAGGCCUGAUGGCCCAGAUGGCUACCACUGCAGCCGGUGUGGCUGUGGGUUCUGCGGUGGGGCACACCCUGGGUCACGCCAUCACUGGGGGCUUCAGCGGAGGGGCUAAUGCUGAGCCUGCGAGGCCUGACAUCACUUACCAGGAGCCUCAGGGAGCCCCGCUGCAGAACCAGCAGUCUUUUGGACCUUGCUCUCUAGAGAUCAAGCAGUUUCUGGAGUGUGCACAGAACCAGAGCGAUGUCAAGCUCUGUGAGGGCUUCAAUGAGGUGCUGCGGCAGUGCAGGAUUGCAAAUGUGGACCAUCCCCCGACAGUGGAUCAUGGAGAGAAGAAUGUUAAAAGAAGAAAAUAUAACGAGGGCUUUUUACAGUAUGGUUUUACCUCAGCCAUCACAGCGGGGACUGAGAGACCGCAGUGUGUCAUCUGUGGGGUUGUUCUCUCGGCGGAAUCUAUGAAGCCCAACAAACUGAAACGCCAUUUUGAAAGCAAGCAUUCGAGCUUCGCCAACAAGGAUACCAACUAUUUCAGAAGCAAAGCUGAUGGACUCAAGAAAGCCAGAUUUGACACUGGCAGCAAGACCUACAAACAGAACGUGGCAGCCGUGGAAGCUUCCUAUUUGGUGGCCCUCAGAAUCGCCAGAGAUAUGAAACCUCACACUUUCGCUGAGCAUUUACUGUUCCCAGUGGCCAAAGACAGUGUUCGAGUUAUGAUUGGAGACGAAUUUGUUACGAAAUUGAGUGCGGUUUCCUUAUCUAACGACACCGUCCGAAGAAGAAUCCACGACAUGUCUGCUGAUAUCCUCGAUCAGGUAAUCCAGGAAAUUAAAUCAGCUCAACUUCCAGCGUUCAGUAUCCAGCUCGACGAAUCGACAGACGUUGCAAACUGUUCACAGUUACUGGUUUAUGUGAGGUAUAUUAAAGAUGGGGACUUUAAAGAUGAGUUUCUUUUCUGCAAACCUCUUGAAAGGACAACUACUGCCCUUGAUGUAUUCGAGGCAGUCGGCUCAUUUCUGAGACAGCAUAAGAUCUCCUGGGAAAGCGUCUGUGGUGUUUGCACAGAUGGCGCUCCAGCCACGCUAGGAUGUCAAUCUGGUUUCCAGCGUUUGGUCCUAAAUGAGUCACCAAAAGCCAUUGGAGCUCACUGCAUGAUGCAUCUGCAGACACUAGCAAUGAAGACACUGCCACAGGACUUACAGGACGUCAUGAAAAGUGUCCUGAGUUCCGUCAGUUUCAUAAAGGCGAGCUCUUUGAACAGUCGACUGUUUCUGCAGCUAUGCAGUGAUUUAGACGCUCCGAGCAAAGCCCUCCUACUUCACACUGAAGGGAGAUGGCUGUCAAGAGGAAAAGUUCUAAAACGUAUUUUUGAGCUUCGUGACGAGCUCAAAAUGUUUUUUAAUCAGAAAGCCAUACGGCAGUUUGAGGCGCUUUUCAGUGAUAAAAGCGAACUGCAGAAGAUAGCUUACUUGGUCGACAUCUUUACCAUCUUGAACGAGUUGAAUUUAUCACUGCAAGGACAGAAUUCAUCAUGCCUCGAUUUGUCGGAAAAGAUCCAAUCAUUCCAAAUGAAACUUCAGCUCUGGCAGAAGAAACUGGACGAAAAUAAAAUUUACAUGUUGCCUACCUUAUCCGCUUUCUUUGAGGAACAUGACGUUGAACCGCACAAAAGGACGACCGUGGUGACUUCCGUGAAAGAACACUUGGACAUGCUUGCCGGUGAAAUUUCUUGGUACUUUCCCAAUCUACCUGACGUCCCGUUUGCACUUGCCAGAAACCCAUUCACAGUCAAAGCUGAAGAUGUCCCCAAGACAGCACAGGACGAGUUCAUCGAGCUUACAAACAGUGAUGCGGCGAGAGCCAAUUUCUCCACAAUGCCAGUGACACAGUUCUGGGUCAAGUGUUUGCAGUCAUACCCGAUUCUGUCUGAGACGGUGUUGCGACUCCUCCUUCCAUUCGCAACAACAUCUCUUUGUGAAACAGGGUUCUCCAGCUUGUUGGUCAUCAAGUCCAAGUACAGAAGUAGGCUUGUCGUGGAAGACGACCUCCGGUGUGCUCUCGCAAAGACUACCCCAAGAAUUUCUGAUCUGGUGAGAAAGAAGCAGUCUCAACCCUCACACUGAUGUUGGCUUUUUACAAACAGUGUUCUGAAAUGUAGCAAUGUGGUUUACCUCAUUCUAGUAAGACUGUUACCCGUGCCACACUGUGCUUCAAGACAAAAUUUCAUAUACUCGUCAUUAGUAAUAAAUAUUUCCACAGAGAAACCCUGUCUCAAAAAAAAAAAAAAAAAGAUUUUACAAUAUAAAAGUACAUAAUUGUUUUUGUGAUUAA
Molecule: messenger RNA, 3909 nt
Organism: Rattus norvegicus (Norway rat)
Lineage: Eukaryota; Metazoa; Chordata; Mammalia; Rodentia; Muridae
Source: RefSeq, a predicted model, not a curated record